AUGGGAAAUGGUCUCAACGGUGCUAGUCUCAUCAGCAACGACACAGAUUAUCCAUGUCGGGUGCAACUAGGUAGAUAUGCAUUCAUCGAUGUGACAGAAGUAGACUACAAAGAAUGGUACAAUGAUGAAAAACUUUCCAACGAGAGAAAGAUGAUAUACGCCUUAGGUGCGUCGUCAAUAUGUGAACUCCUGUUUGAGAGAAAUUAUCCCAUCAAAAAUAAUAAAAAGGCUAUAUUAUCUGUCCAUGAUGCAGACAAAGGUGCCGGGUCCAGUUGCGAAAUUAGAAUUACAAUAAGAAAAACUGAUACGGGAAAUCUUGAGCCACCUGCUAUUUCAUUACACGUUAUUAAAGAUAUAAGAGGAGAGAUGUCAAUUUUCCAUUGGGAUCCGGCUUCUAACAGAAUCAUCGAUGUAUGGGGAGGUGUCACGGAAUUGAAUACCUUUCUCUACGGUAAAGGAAGGAGGGCAAGUCUUGUGGUUAUAGAAUCUAAGAAAAAAAGUAUAACUGAUCCAAACCCCUACAUGGUGACUGUGAAUCACUAUUUAGCUGUUGAUGACGAAGAUUUUUUCAAUCCAAAAAUGGAUAUUGGCCUUUCUGUGGUUGUCAAGAUUCAAGUAUCAAAUGAUUUUGGAUUGAAAUAUACUGUAGAGGGCCCAGAAAGACACCCUAGUUCAUCAUUAUUUUACAUGUUUGAUCAAGUAAGAAAACAUAGUGGGGCAUGGAAGCCUAGUUGGUGUCCUCAUUGUGCAAAUCUUCAGAAGCAGCGUAAAUCCUUUAUGACGUCUGAAAGUGAAGACAACGAUUCUUUUCCACCACGACAUGGUAAUGGUUAUAAGCAGAAGUCAGAAAGUAUGGUUGCCAACGAGUCUCGCGUUAAGGGAAAUUAUAAUGGUAGUUUAUUUACGAAGUAUUUUCAUUUUUAUAAAAGAUGA
Molecule: messenger RNA, 933 nt
Organism: Lathyrus sativus (Indian pea)
Lineage: Eukaryota; Viridiplantae; Streptophyta; Magnoliopsida; Fabales; Fabaceae
Source: the annotation of a GenBank genome assembly